AUGCCCUCUCGCGCAGCCAAGACACCCUCUUCCACGCCUCCUACGGGCAGUCCUUUGUCCAAACGGCAGCGUCAGCGACAACAGAGAGAGGUCACUGCAAUGUCGUCCCAAGCGGUGUCACCAGGGCCAGCCUCUCCUCUUGCCAGCUCGCCUCCUACAACAACAGGUAUCAUUAUCCCAGACGAUAGACUCAGCCCUCGAGCCAGCCCAAGCAAAUACCCAACGCCUUUACCUGACGAGGUCGACGACGAGCCAUUGCCAGUCCCACAACCUAUUUCGGUUGUCUCCGUCCCCGAAGGAGCAUUGGUUGACAUUGGAAUAGAGGACACGUUUCUUGGGCAGGAGUCGACAACUACCAUUGCUCCCCAGCCAAUGCUUGUCGCUGUCGAUGAUGACGUUGAGACAUUCAUCCAGCAACCUGCUUCGGAACCGACACCCGACCGUCACACUCAAAGCGUCCCCGAGCCACCUUAUCCUCCAACCCCCCAAAGCCAUCACCAGCCUACUCUCAAAGGCAGUCGUCGUCGUUCUUCUCGCCACUCCUCGUCCCCCGGACCUUCCCGUGUCUCAGACCACCUUGGUUACGGACAAUCCCCAAAUGAAGACGGACAUAUGCGAGUACCCCAAGCCCCUCGGUCACAUGCAACCGCACCAAGAGCGUUGUCUGCUCUGUCAGCUGCAUUACGCACAGUUCAGGCAGUAACAAGUACGGCAACAGCCUAUGCGAGCUCAGGGUAUACCAACUAUCAACACCAAAGUGGCGAAGGUCGGCGGGCUUCGAUGCAUUACUCAUCAACGAACCAACGGAACGGACAUUCAAACGAGUCACAAACAGAAGAAGACGAAGAUGAGAUUGUCGGCGCGCGAUGGGCGGAAUGUGGUGGCAGUCGUUUGCUCAUCCUUGCCUAUGCUGGAGGUGUCCAGGUCUGGGACACCAGCUCUUUGAGCAGCAUCAAGGAGGUCGCCAAUAUAUGCAUUCCGGGUGGACCAGAUGACAUGAAGGGCCCUGUUCUCUCUGCUGCUGUGUUACCCGGCGAAAAGAAUGGUGUCGACAUUGGAAUUCUCACUCCUCAUUCCUUGUACAUCUUCAAUUUGACACUCGGACGCGUAGUUGUCUCGCACCCAUUUCGCCCUUUUUCAAGUCCCUCCGCUGCGGCCCUUGAAGCUGUCAAGGACGAAGCCGACGCCAAUCAUCGUCGCCGUGGUUCUAGCGAUAGUCUUAGUCGCGGCAGUUUCCGUGAACGGAAAAUUACCGGACGUAGGAUUAUUGGCGAGUCAGAGGAUGCCAUCGGUACACCUAGUGGUUUCGAGGCAACAUGCAAAGUGGUAUUGGUGAUAACGCACUCUCCGCCUGCGCUAGUAAUACUUGCUCGGUCGUCGUUGCAAGUUCUCCAUGUGGUUCCUUCUGGUCUACUUGCGGUCCCCCAACCACUAAGCUCAUCACUGGGCUCUAACUCGGCGUCCUCAUCGUAUGGUUCUUCACCCCCCGGUCGAAUUCAUCCAGCACCACUGAACGAUACUCCCAAUGCGCUCCAUCUUCCUCGCACACCUGUAGCAGCGCUCAAUGGACGUCUUCUCGCUUUCUUGGCGCAACCAUCCGAUCUCGCCUCUGGCGUUGAAUCUCCGACAAGCGAUAGUGGACUAGCCGGCUGGGGUCGAACACUCGGUCGAUUCUUUUCACGCAGCGCCCCUGCUGCAAGUAAUGCUGUCAGCAUGCUUGGUGGCUCACCAGUUGGCAAUGCGGUUUUAGAAGCCUCAUCAAACGUUCUUGCUGCUGCUGGACUCGCGACAAUUCAGGGUGGCGCUGGAUCGUGGGUUCGGAUCGUCGAUUUGGAGCCACUGAUUGGUGGCAAGCACGUUCCGCGAGAUUUGCAUGCAUUCACCGCAGGAAAGCAUCCAGUCGGAGGUUUAUAUUUCGAGCAAGAUGGAACUCGGCUAGUGGUUGUUCGUCGUGAUGGGCUUGGCGCUGGGGUUUGGGUCAUACGCCCCACCACUCGCCAUAUGGAAACGGAACUCUCGAAUCCAGUCAACCUGUACAAACUUCGUCGUGGGCGCACUAACGCAGUCAUAGAGACCGUUGCAGGAUCACAUGAUGGACGAUUCAUUGCUCUUUCCACUCGAAGACGGACGGUCCACGUGUUCGCUGUCAACCCCUAUGGUGGAAAGGCAGACCUGCGUAGUCAUCUAAUGGCGCAAGUUCGGGAUGCAGAGCUUGGACCAACUACACUGGGUGCGCUCAGUGUACUCCCGUCUGAGAAAGAUGGACCGCCAACUGAUGUGCAUGCUUUGACAAGAAUGCAUUUACCGGCCAAAUCCACGCAGCAUGUUGGAGAGAGUGAUUUUGCUUCGAUUCCUCUGGCACCACUCGCUAUCUCCUUUGUUUCGAUUUCGUCAGGGCUUCCAACGAACCCACUACGCUCACCUGCAAGUCCAGCCUCGCCAUCGCACGCACAACCAAAUGGUGUUCAAGAGGUCCUUGUGUUCGACCCUGUGGAUGGUAUCCUUACCUUGCGUCGAAUUACUUUGACCAUGGAAGUAUCGACUCCUCUUACAAUGGGUGUUCCACUUCCAGUUAGCAUGUCUUUGCCAACAGGACGCUUGAUAGGUGGCUCCGGCAUAAGCGCCAGUCCUCCAGCUUAUCCUUCGUCAUUUGGACGAGGAGGCUCAACACAACAGGCAAUUGGUCCAGCGCAUGGUUCGGUUACAACUGGUGGAGAUGGUAUCGGUGCAGAGUUAAGUGGAAAGGAGUCCGCUGUUGCCACCUGGAACUUGCGGAGGAGGAAGGGUUGGGCUGAGAUAAGACGUACCGAUAUUGCACGAAAAGGUCUCAUCAAGAGCACUACGCACAGUGUCAAGGAAGAUUGGCUCUCUCAAGCAGAGUUGUCAACCUUUUCAACGCCGCGUGUGCUGCCUCGACCAAUCUACCUCACCCACCAAUUCGCAUUCUAUACCUUGGGUGAAGAUUAUCAUGCUCUUAUCCGACGAUACCAGCUUGGUCUUCGCGGGGCCAAAAUUGACGUCCGUCGCGAAGUGGAAGUGAGUGGGACAUACGCUUCGGGUGGAGAAGCAUUCGUGGAGGGUAUUGCGACUUCGUCAUCACCACGAGCAAUUCAUCGACGAAACCGCAACUCACAGGCCUCGUUUGAUGAACCCCUCGCCAGUGCCUUGGCCGGGGCUCAAUAUGCUCUCCCUCCACCGGUAUUACCGAUGCUACCUAACGGGACACCCUCAUCAUUCCGUGGCAGUAUUCCGAUCCGAGCGGUUGCUGCUGGAUUGGGCGAUGGAGUGGCUGAAGGUAUUGGGCGAAUCAAACGAGAGAUGCGUCAUCAGCGGCAACGGCAGUUGGCUCGGUCGCCGCCAAUUGUGCGGCAUGUCAGUGGAGACGACCUCGAGGCCAGUGUGCCUCUCGAAUUUGAUGAAGAAGACGAGGACUUUAUUGGAGUACCUGCUCGCCUAGAGCCUGAAUCUUUCUUGCAAGUUCAUGUCGAUGGGGAAGAAGACGAUUUGUCGGCAAACACAUCACCUUCUCGGACCGGUGGAGAUUCAGUUCUAUCGAUCUCAACCCCUGCGACGAGUGCGCAAGACGAAAUGGAGCUUGAUGAGAGUGGCUGGGGACCAGAGGACAAACUAGCUGUUGAAGAGGCGGAGAGGUUUGAUGACAUAUCGGUGGUCGGGUUUUUGGACGAGGAGCAGCAACAUGUGGCUGAGACAAUUCGUCCUAAACCCAAGGGAAACUCAGAUCUCAACAUGGCCAUGUCUUUCAGGGACGCUCUUUCCAGGCUCGAAAACAGCCGCGUAAAAUCAACACGACCACUUAUUCCUCCCCAAAUCCUACAAGAAGACCUUCCACUCACCCUCCUGGCUGCACACACUGUACUACAAGGCCGAGUGGAAGUAGAAAACAUUUUGAAAGGCGACGAUGACCGAUUGCUCGUCGUUGUCGGGCCGUGCUCUGUUCACAACCCCGAAGCUGCCCUUGAAUACGCCAAGCUACUCAAAGCUUAUGCCGACACUGCUCGAGAAGACCUGCUGAUUGUGAUGCGCGUGUACUUUGAGAAACCACGGACGACAGUUGGGUGGAAGGGACUAAUCAAUGACCCGGAAUUGAAUGGCUCGUUCCAAAUCAACAGAGGACUACGCAUUGCCCGCACGCUUUUACUUGACAUCGCGAAACUUGGUCUUCCUGUUGGAUGUGAAUUUUUGGACACGAUUUCCCCGCAGUAUACGGCAGACCUCGUGUCUUGGGGUGCAAUCGGGGCAAGAACAACAGAGUCACAGGUCCAUCGGGAAUUAACUUCAGCUUUGUCGAUGCCUACGGGCUUCAAAAACUCCACGGACGGGAGUGUUGGAAUUGCCAUUGACGCCUGCCGUGCGGCCAAGAGCGGUCAUGUCUUCCUGAGUGUCGGGAAGGAGGGGCUUAGCUCAAUCAUAGAGACCGAGGGCAACCCUUAUGUUCACGUUAUUCUACGAGGAGGAGCGUCAGGCCCCAACUAUGCUGCUGAUUUCGUUCGCGAUGCCGGCGCCAAACUUAAAAAAGCUGGAGUGGUGCAGAAAAUCAUGAUUGACUGCAGCCACGGAAAUAGCCAAAAGCAACACGAAAACCAAAAGAUAGUUGCAGAAGACAUCGCCCACCAGCUUGAAUCGGAGGACACCAGCUCCUUGAUUAUGGGUGUCAUGAUUGAGUCGAAUCUUGUGGAGGGUCGGCAGGACAUUCCCACCACUGGGCUAGCAAGUUUAAAAUGGGGCCAGUCGGUCACCGAUGCUUGCAUAUCAUGGGAAACGACUGUUCCCGUGUUAGACCGACUGAGAGAGGGUGUUCGGGGCAGGAGAGCACUACUCCGCAAGGCGGCCUCCAGCUGA
This is a messenger RNA of Mycena indigotica, 4860 nucleotides long. Its product is annotated as Glycosyltransferase family 1 protein. Gene Ontology annotation, cellular component: cytoplasm. Gene Ontology annotation, molecular function: protein binding; 3-deoxy-7-phosphoheptulonate synthase activity. The transcript has 12 exons. Gene Ontology annotation, biological process: aromatic amino acid biosynthetic process. The coding region runs from base 1 to 4860 and encodes 1619 amino acids. The record is from RefSeq and is a predicted model, not a curated record. Lineage: Eukaryota; Fungi; Basidiomycota; Agaricomycetes; Agaricales; Mycenaceae.